This is a messenger RNA of Paracoccidioides brasiliensis Pb18, 234 nucleotides long. RefSeq lists its product as uncharacterized. Bases 1 to 234 code for a protein of 77 amino acids. Gene Ontology annotation, biological process: mitochondrial respiratory chain complex IV assembly. Gene Ontology annotation, cellular component: mitochondrial inner membrane. The transcript has 3 exons. The record is from RefSeq and is a predicted model, not a curated record.
AUGGCGAUUUUCAAAUCCUCAUACUACGAUAAAGAUUACAGAGCGGGGGCUGCUCUUCUUCGAGCCCGUCGACCGUAUUUGUUUAAAAACGCUGCUACUGGAAUCGCGCUUUUUGCCUUCUGUAUUGGUGUUUAUGCUUUCACGAUAAAUGCUGUUGGGCAAGAUGAUUUCUCCGACGUAAUAGUCCCAGAGAAGAAGAUGGUCGACGCAGAACCAGCUCCGGCAGUGAAAUAA